AGUGGUGAGGAGGAGGAGUGUGUUCCUGACGUUAGCCGUGGGGUGUGUUUGUGCCCGGCCUCCGUAGACGCGGAACUUCAGCAGAGACUGCCGUUAACGGAGAAUCGGAGGAGAGUCUAUAGCGUUUACUGAAGAAAUCUUCCGUGCAGGACUUCGUUUACCGAUAUGUACCGCUUGCGGACGCUGACGGCUGUCACCGUCGGGAUGGUGCAGUUGUCAAGACGGCAUCACAGCGGUGCCUUCCGUUCCCAUCAGCGGCGCAGACUGAUGCUGGCUGCCCUGGCGGGGGUAACGGGCAUCUCAGCCAGUGCUGGACUACUGUGGACAAGAGCAUAUGCAGAGGCAGGGUCUUCAGUGAAGCAUGAGGAGCAGAUAAAGGAGGAGGAGAAGGAUGUGGCAGAAGAGGUGGAGUCAGACGACGCUCUUGAGUCGAGUAGCGGUGGGGAGGAAGAUGAGGCCGGCUCAGAAGGGAAGAGAAAGAAACAAAGAGUUGGCUUCCGUGACCGCAAGGUGAUGGAGUAUGAGAACCGGAUCAGAGCUUACUCCACCCCAGACAAGAUUUUUCGCUACUUUGCCACCCUGAAGAUCAUCAGUGAGCACGGAGAUGCGGAGGUGUACAUGACACCACAGGACUUUGUGCGCUCCAUCACACCCAAUGAGAUACAGCCAGAGAACCUUGGUCUGGAUCAGUUUGUGGUGAAACGCUUUGAUGGAAAGAAGAUCUCUCAGGACAGAGAGAAGUUUGCAGAUGAGGACAGCAUUUUCUUCACACUGGGGGAGUGUGGACUCAUCUCUUUCUCUGACUACAUCUUCCUCACAACUGUCCUCUCCACUCCUCAGAGGAAUUUUGAAAUCGCCUUCAAGAUGUUCGACUUGAACGGAGACGGAGAGGUCGACCUUGAGGAGUUUGAGCAAGUUCAGAGUAUCAUUCGUUCUCAGACCAGUAUGGGCAUGAGACAUCGAGAUCGCUCCACCACAGGAAACACUCUGAAGACAGGAUGCAGUUCAGCCCUCACCACCUACUUUUUCGGGGCCGAUCUGAAGGGCAAGCUCACCAUCGGCAGUUUCCUGGAGUUCCAGAGGAAAUUACAGCACGAUGUGCUAAAGCUUGAGUUCGAGAGGAAUUAUCCCGUGGACGGCAGGAUCACAGAGAAGCAGUUUGGAGGCAUGCUGCUGGCCUACAGUGGAGUUCAGUCUCGCAAACUCAAACAGAUGCAGAAGAACCUCAAGAGGAUGUUCAAGGAUGCUCAGGGCAUCACGUUUGAAGAGGUGGAGAACUUCUUCACCUUCCUCAAGAAUGUCAAUGAUGUGGACACCGCAUUGAGUUUCUAUCACAUGGCAGGUGCCUCGAUUGAUAAAGCCACCAUGAAGCAGGUGGCCCGAACCGUGGCCAAGGUAGAGCUGUCCAACCACGUGUGUGACGUGGUGUUUGCACUCUUCGACUGUGACGGAAAUGGGGAGCUGAGUAAUAAGGAGUUUAUCUCCAUCAUGAAACAGCGGCUGAUGCGUGGGCUGGAGAAGCCCAAGGAUAUGGGCUUCACCCGGCUGGUGCGCUCCAUGUGGAAGUGUGCCCAGGACACAGCCUGGGACUUUGCCAUGCCGAAACAGCAGUAACAUCUGAGACGGCCGCCCGUCCAUUGAUGUUACGCUCCAUAUGGAGUAUAAUUAAUCAUUAAGGGAUGAACUCUGGAAGGCACAUCUGAUAACGCAUGCUACGAUGACUACAGUUCAUCCUCAAGCCCUCCUGCAACUACUCAACAUCCAGACAGAGCUCACUAUCUUGUAUUUAUUCCUUCUGUCGGACAGUUUUUGGAGUUGAAUGCACAGUUCUGCACACACUAGAAUGUGAUUGUAGCAUGAGAAAACAUCAGCGAGAGGUCUUCAUCAAGUGCCAUUGGUCUGAAAUGAAUGUUAGGACACAUAUAACUCAUGAUAUUCAGCUUUGACUUUAAAACACUCACCAUCACUUCUUCAGCAAAAAGCUCUUUAUUUUGCACUCCUCUUAAAAAUGUGUCUCAGUCUCCAGAACUGAUGUGACAACAGCGACAAGCUAUUUUUAUUUAGUUGUAAGCUGCAUUAAUGUUUUGAAAAUCUCGUUGUUGAAUGGCUUUGUAAGAGUGACGCUGGAAGAAUGAUAAUAUUAAAACAUUUUACAGUC
Molecule: messenger RNA, 2158 nt
Organism: Carassius gibelio (silver crucian carp)
Lineage: Eukaryota; Metazoa; Chordata; Actinopteri; Cypriniformes; Cyprinidae
Product: calcium uptake protein 1, mitochondrial-like
Exons: 12
Coding region: 166-1614 (482 amino acids)
Biological process (GO): calcium import into the mitochondrion; mitochondrial calcium ion homeostasis
Cellular component (GO): uniplex complex
Molecular function (GO): calcium ion binding
Source: RefSeq, a predicted model, not a curated record